Mauremys mutica (yellowpond turtle) is the source of this 4413-nucleotide messenger RNA. RefSeq names its product glutamate metabotropic receptor 8 (gene GRM8). NCBI's taxonomy places the organism in Eukaryota, Metazoa, Chordata, Testudines, Geoemydidae. The coding region runs from base 1164 to 3956 and encodes 930 amino acids. Gene Ontology annotation, cellular component: membrane. Gene Ontology annotation, molecular function: group III metabotropic glutamate receptor activity. Gene Ontology annotation, biological process: regulation of synaptic transmission, glutamatergic; G protein-coupled glutamate receptor signaling pathway. The transcript is spliced from 13 exons. The record is from RefSeq and is a predicted model, not a curated record.
CCCGCCCAAAGGGUUCCCUCGCUGUGUCUGAAUGACUUAGCUCCAGCCCGGGCAAGAGAUGUUAACAGCCAUGUUCCUUAGGAGCCCAUAUGUUUCCCCCGCCUUAUCUCCCUCCCUCCCGCCACCCUCAUAAUUGGCUUUUACUGCAAAUCAAACCUGAUAGAAACACUUGUUUACCUGAACCUUGUGGUCUCAGGCCGCCGCCCUGGGGAAAGGCGCGUGUGUGUUAACUGCAGUGUGUGCAAAAGGAGGCGAAAGCUUGUAAGACAUGGGAGGCGGGGUACCCGAGUCUCAGCCUUCAUAGCCAGAUCCAGGGGGCUUCCUAUCAGCGGGGUUGGUUUAUUCUGCAUCCCAGAUGAGAUUUGUUUGGCGCUAAACGGUGGGGAUUAGCCUGCGAGAUCCCGGGCAGGGAAAGCUCCCUUUGCCCCUGGCCAGGCUGAGUGCCUGAUAAGAGGUGGAUUAGGAGAGUUAGACAGACCAAUAGCGGCUGCCAGUGGGUGUAUUUGUUAUUCACAUGGAAGAGACUUCGCGUCGUGCUCUGGAAUCGCUGUCUCGUUCAGCACCAAGAACAGCUACAAGUGCAGCUCCUCGCGCGCCGGCAUGCAUUGAAAUGGGGCUAAGGGCCACCGAGCCGGCUCCUUCCCAGCAGCUUCUUCCCGAGCCAGGGGUGUUCCAGGUCCUGGAUGAAGCAUGGAAUCUUGCUCUAAACUACAGCUGGUGGCCAGAGAUUUGAGCUCUGGUGAAGAAACUCCUCUAGGCUGACCUGGAAAAUUUCACUGCUCUUCUUCACCUGUUAGACCGGGGGUGAAAAAUCAAGUCUGAAAGGAGUACCUCAGCUGCAGGGCAAAAUGCAAGGACAUGAGUCGCUGACUUCCUCCCAACAUCAGAGCCAUAGAUAUUAAUCUAUAUUUCAACAUCAGUCUACAAUAGCUGAAAACACCUCACCACAAAACAAAUUAACCCAUGGUACUGAUGGGCGUUUUUUGUAAAACAUAUUUUAAGAACUUUUGCUGAGAUCUAUUUUCUACUUGUGGCGCAAUUCUAUAUUGUUACUUAUUGGGCACUGAUGGUAGCUUUCAGAAGGUGCUGCUUCAAAUGGUCCACCUCCUCUUUUAGCAAGAAGGAACUUCGGGUCUUGGAUAGCAACAACAUCUUCAGGAAAAAUGCUAUACGAAGGAAAGCGGCUCGUCUCCUGCCAUUGUUUCUUCCUAUUAACAGCCAAAUUCUACUGGAUACUCAGUACGAUGCAAAGAACUCAUGGCCAGGAAUAUGCCCACUCUAUUCGACUGGAUGGGGACGUCAUCUUGGGAGGACUGUUCCCUGUCCAUGCAAAAGGGGAUAGAGGGGUGCCUUGUGGGGAGCUGAAGAAGGAGAAGGGGAUCCACAGACUAGAGGCAAUGCUAUAUGCAAUAGAUCAGAUCAAUAAGGACCCCGAUCUUCUUGCCAAUAUCACUUUAGGAGUCCGGAUCCUAGAUACUUGUUCCAGGGACACUUAUGCAUUGGAGCAGUCCUUAACAUUUGUGCAAGCUUUGAUAGAGAAAGAUGGUUCAGAUGUGAAAUGUGCUAAUGGAGACCCGCCUAUUUUCACUAAGCCAGACAAGAUAUCAGGUGUAAUAGGUGCUGCUGCAAGUUCUGUAUCCAUCAUGGUUGCUAAUAUUUUAAGACUUUUUAAGAUACCUCAAAUCAGCUAUGCAUCUACAGCUCCAGAAUUAAGUGAUAACACCAGGUAUGACUUUUUCUCUCGAGUGGUUCCACCUGACUCAUAUCAAGCCCAAGCCAUGGUUGAUAUUGUGACAGCACUUGGAUGGAACUAUGUGUCAACACUGGCUUCAGAGGGAAACUAUGGAGAGAGUGGUGUAGAAGCAUUUACUCAGAUCUCGAGGGAAAUUGGUGGCGUUUGCAUCGCUCAGUCACUAAAAAUCCCCCGUGAACCAAGACUGGGAGAAUUUGACAAGAUCAUCAAGCGCUUGUUGGAAACUCCUAAUGCUCGAGCAGUGAUCAUGUUUGCAAACGAGGAUGAUAUUAGGCGAAUAUUAGAAGCAGCCAAAAAAACUAAUCAAACUGGACAUUUUCUUUGGAUUGGCUCAGAUAGUUGGGGGUCAAAAAUUUCACCUGUUUACCAACAGGAAGAGAUUGCAGAAGGAGCAGUCACCAUUCUUCCCAAAAGAGCUUCUAUCGAUGGAUUCGAUAGAUAUUUUCGGAGCCGUACCCUUGCUAAUAAUCGAAGAAAUGUGUGGUUUGCAGAAUUUUGGGAGGAGAAUUUUGGAUGCAAGUUAGGAUCACAUGGAAAAAGAAACAGCAAUAUCAAGAAAUGCACAGGCUUAGAAAGAAUUGCAAGAGAUUCAGCUUAUGAGCAAGAAGGAAAGGUCCAGUUUGUAAUUGAUGCUGUAUAUUCCAUGGCCUAUGCACUACAUAGCAUGCAUAAAGAGCUCUGUCCUGGAUAUAUUGGUCUGUGUCCAAGGAUGAGCACGAUUGAUGGUAAAGAGCUACUUAGUUAUAUCCGGGCUGUAAACUUUAAUGCAGUUUUGCUCAGUGUGGUCAGUGAAAGUCCAACAAACAAGACCCAGAGUUCAGAGGUACAUUCAUGGAGUGCUGGAACACCUGUUAUUUUCAAUGAAAAUGGAGAUGCACCUGGGCGCUAUGAUAUAUUUCAGUAUCAAAUGACCAACAAAAGUGCAGAAUACAAAGUAAUUGGUCACUGGACAAAUCAACUUCAUCUAACCGUAGAAGACAUGCAGUGGGCUAGCAGAGAUCAUACUCAUCCAGCAUCUGUUUGCAGCCUGCCCUGUAAACCUGGGGAAAGAAAGAAAACAGUAAAGGGAGUGCCUUGCUGUUGGCACUGUGAACGCUGUGAAGGGUACCAUUACCAAGUGGAUGAGCUCACCUGUGAACUGUGCCCAUUUAAUAAGCGACCAAAUGCCAACCGCACAGAUUGCCAGCUUAUUCCAAUAAUCAAACUAGAAUGGCAUUCUCCCUGGGCCAUCGUGCCUGUGUUCAUAGCUAUUCUCGGAAUUAUUGCAACCACCUUUGUCAUCGUGACAUUUGUCCGCUACAAUGACACACCCAUCGUCAGGGCAUCUGGCCGCGAACUCAGCUACGUGCUAUUGACUGGGAUUUUUCUCUGUUACUCUAUCACUUUUUUAAUGAUUGCCGCUCCGGACACAGUGAUCUGCUCAUUUCGACGGCUCUUUUUAGGACUCGGCAUGUGCUUCAGUUACUCUGCCUUGCUCACAAAAACUAAUAGAAUCCACAGAAUAUUUGAGCAAGGUAAAAAAUCUGUCACAGCUCCAAAGUUUAUUAGCCCGGCUUCCCAGUUGGUGAUCACUUUCAGCCUCAUAUCCAUGCAGCUUCUUGGAGUCUUCAUCUGGUUUGCUGUUGAUCCACCACAUAUCGUAGUAGACUAUGGAGAGCAGAGGACACUUGAUCCAGAAAAUGCCAGGGGAGUUCUCAAAUGUGACAUUUCUGAUCUUUCUCUCAUUUGUUCCCUUGGAUACAGUAUUCUCUUGAUGGUCACAUGCACUGUGUAUGCUAUUAAAACAAGAGGGGUUCCAGAGACCUUCAAUGAAGCAAAACCCAUUGGAUUUACUAUGUAUACCACCUGCAUAAUUUGGUUAGCUUUUAUUCCCAUCUUUUUUGGUACUGCGCAGUCCACAGAGAAGAUGUACAUCCAGACAACAACACUUACUGUCUCCAUGAGUUUAAGUGCUUCAGUAUCUCUGGGCAUGCUCUACAUGCCCAAGGUUUAUAUUAUCAUUUUUCAUCCAGAGCAGAAUGUUCAAAAACGGAAGAGGAGCUUCAAGGCUGUUGUGACAGCUGCUACAAUGCAAAGCAAACUGAUCCAAAAAGGAAAUGACAGACCAAAUGGCGAGGUCAAAACUGAACUGUGUGAAAGUCUUGACACCAACACUUCCUCUACCAAGACAACAUAUGUCAGCUACAGCAAUCAUGCAAACUGAGCAGGGAAAUGAAACACACCUGAAGUAUGUGAAAAUUAAAAAAAAAACAAUGAAUUUACUACCACCAAAACCUCGGUCUUGGAAAGAGCUGUAGACUCCAAUCGACUCAAUAGUCAGUCUCUUAAUGGACAAAGAUUAACCACGAGCCAAAAGCAGGAGGGGCGGGGAAGGGAAAAGCUCGGUUUUAUACAAUUCAGACCGAAUGUCAAACUUCUGAACUGGUUACUCACAAAAGGAAGUAAAUCACAAAAGGAAAACAAAUGUUAGCUUGUGAAAAAAAAAUGCUGUUGAAAUAAACCAUGUCUGAUGUUAUACUUGUAAGUACUUUUUUGUGAUUGUGAGAAUUUCCAUUCCUGUCCCACAUUGUUCAACUUGUAUAAGAAGAUGAGUUUGUUUCUUGUUAUGACUGACUGAAUCGAAGCCGUGGGUUGUGCUAAACUAAAUACAAGGAUUGACG